AAGGGUUUUACUUGCACCAGUUGAGUGUAAGCUGGUGAGGCGAAGGAACACAAGCGGGGCAGGAAUUGCGAGGAAGGAAUUGCUUUGGAACGGCGAGGCGCCCUUGACACUGGCAGCAUGAGGACCAUACUUCUCUUGGUGGUGGUGGUGAUGUUCUUGGGAGGACCUCUGUCAGUCGCCGGAAACUCCCUUCGCUGUUACACCUGCGUCUCCAUGCCUAACGACCUGACCUGCAUGAAUGACCCCGACAGUGUGACCAGCAGCGUGCCAAUCACCGACUGCGACAUGGAUGGCGAAGUUUGCUGCACCAUUACUCGUAUCAACUUCCUCGAGGAUGAAACCAAGCUUCAGUCCUUCAGCCGAGGGUGUACAGACAAGUGUCCUAAGAAAAGCUUCGAGAAGGUGGAGGACGCAACCUACGUCACUUACAACACUGUCUGCAAAACCCCGGAGUGUAACGUGGGCCCUGGUGACAAGCCGCUGACUGGUUCAGGAGGGUCACAAGAUGCCAAGUCCAAUGAGAUCUGGGGCAUCCAAGGUUUACCAAGUGGUGCCAACGCUCUCAGUGCCUCUCUCCUCCUCUUGACUGUUCUCCCUCUCCUCCUGCUGCGUCAGAACUAAAGGAACAUCAGCGGAACUCCCCCUCCACCUCUUCCAAUACUCUCACAUAUUCAAGAGGGAGUUUUUAAAGAGCAAUUUAUAGAUAAUAAUGAUACACUGAUAAACAAAUUAACCACCAAGAAAUUCUCACACUACUUUUUUUUUUUAUACCAUGUGGGCUUUUCACGGGAAUUUAUGGGCUAAAGGGGAGACUGUUUAGGGUACCUCCUAUCUCAAAGCCCACCCGCUAGGAAACCGUUGCCCCGCGUGAGGAAUCCCAGCCUACACUCGAUUCGAAACCGCGCAUGGUUCCACUGUACCACGACGGCCGCUAACUUACUUAUACCUCUUUCUCUCUUUCGCUGCUCCCAAACAGUUAAUAUGGAGUUUUUAAAGCUAACUUUAUAGACAGAGAUGAUGCAUGUGUAUGAGUGGGUAUGGGUGUGUGUUUGCUCUAUUGCUGUUUCCUUUACGUUGUUGUAUUCUAAAUUCUGAAGAUAAGCUUUAAUAAUUCCUGACAGUCCAUGGAAAAAGUCUAUAUGUGUACUUAUUUGUUAUCACACUAUUAUAUUAUGUCUGUAAUCUUCGUCACUCCACUUUAUAUCUUAACAUUGUCAGUAUAUAUAUUUUACAAACAAUUUUUUUUUUUAUUUAUGAUACUUUGGCAAUAUAUUCCAUAAUUUCCUCAGAA
Molecule: messenger RNA, 1291 nt
Organism: Portunus trituberculatus (swimming crab)
Lineage: Eukaryota; Metazoa; Arthropoda; Malacostraca; Decapoda; Portunidae
Product: glycosylphosphatidylinositol-anchored high density lipoprotein-binding protein 1-like
Exons: 5
Coding region: 118-621 (167 amino acids)
Source: RefSeq, a predicted model, not a curated record